GGCAUUACAGGAAGAGAGUGGUGUAGGAAAAAGGAACGGGACGCCCUCCUCUUCCUCCUCCUCCUCCUCCUCCUCCUCUCUCGGCGGAUAACGGUGUUCAAGAAGUUAUUCAGGACUGACGCAGACAAUAGCUGCGAGGCUGUCCGUCCUCACCGGCGUCGAUACGCGUCCAUCACCACGUAUUAAUGCUGUGCGCGUCCGUGUUGCUUUGCGCGCAGCGGAAGACGUUCACUUGAAAUCAUACCAUGGAGGAUUUGGGACUGCCUGAUCCUAGCUACCCUCUCAGUCCUCGUGUAGUUGUGUUCGACGCCCUCCUCGCUGACCUGGAGAACACCGGCUCUCCUCUCGCCCGGUGUCCCGUCCUGCUCACAUCGGACCCGCCCCAGAACGCCGACGCUGCGACCCGGGAUGCGAGCCCCGCCCGCCCCCCCCCUCCCGCCUACACCCCCCAGCAGACCGUUUCUGCUGCUAUGAAGUCCUCCCAGAACUCUAACCCAGACAAACUAUACAGCACUGUGUGUAAACCGCGCUCCCCCCGCACGUUGGACCCUCCCCCCGCCUUCUCCUCAUCCUCGCUGCUGGGAGGAGGUCUGAGCGAGCUGGAUCAUCUGCUGCAGGAGCUCAACGCAACGCAGUUCAACAUCACCGAUGAGAUCCUGGCCCAGUUCCCUUCUUCUAAGAAAGACGACAGGGACAAGAUUAAAGAUAAGGCCACGACCUCUUCUUCCAGCUCCGUGAAGCCGUCAGCGACGUCGGCCACUCUGGAGCUGGACAAACUGAUGGCGUCCUUGUCCGACUUCCGCGUGCAGAGCACACCAGCGGCACCCGUCACCCCAGUGGUCACGGCUCCACAGCAGCCCGCCCCCCCCCCGCAGCCCUCCUCCGGCGGCUCCCUGGACAGCAUGCUGGGACUCCUCCAGUCGGACCUGAGCCGCCAGGGCGUCCAGACGUCCUCCAAGGGCAACUGUUCGGCCUGCCAGAAGCCGGUCGUGGGACAGGUGGUGACGGCGCUGGGGAAGGUCUGGCACCCGGAGCACUUCGUGUGCACGGAGUGCGAGGCGGAGCUGGGCAACCGCAACUUCUUCGAGAAGGACGGGCGGCCGUACUGCGAGUCCGACUACUUCACCCUCUUCUCGCCCCACUGCGCCCACUGCAACAAGCCCAUCCUGAACAAAAUGGUGACCGCUCUGGACAAGAACUGGCACCCGGAGUGUUUCUGCUGCGUCAAGUGCAGCCGGACGUUCGGAGAGGAAGGUUUCCACGACCGCGAGGGCCAGCAGUACUGCCAGCAGUGCUUCCUGACCCUGUUUGCCUCCCGCUGUCAAGGCUGCAGCCAGCCCAUCCUGGAAAACUACAUCUCAGCCCUCAACUCCCUGUGGCACCCGCAGUGCUUCGUGUGCCGGGAGUGCUACAGCCCCUUCGUCAACGGCAGCUUCUUCGAGCACGAGGGCCAGCCGCUGUGCGAGGCCCACUACCACCAGUCGCGCGGCAGCGUGUGCCAGGCGUGCCAGCAGCCCAUCCUGGGCCGCUGCGUCACCGCCAUGGGCGCCAAGUUCCACCCCCACCACCUGGUGUGCCACUUCUGCCUGAAGCCCCUGAGCAAGGGCUGCUUCAAGGAGCAGGAGAACAAGCCCUACUGCCACCCGUGUUUCAUAAAACUCUUCGGUUGAUGGACUCCGCAGGACCUUGCCCCCCCCCCCAUCCCCCGAGUCGGAGAAGCACUUUGUACUGCGAAGAUGAGGGUGGAGCUGGUCUCUUUUUUUGGUUUUAAGAUUAUUUGAGUCACUAGAGGAAGAGUAAACCGAAAAAAAUUUGAAAUUGUUUAUUAAUCUAGCAUUUGCAAAUUGACGCCAAAUUAUCGUGUCGUGUAUGUACAUAAUUUACAUACUGUAUUCAUUCAAAUUGAAUAUUGAAAAUUUUAUUAUUUUGCCAAAGGUACAAAAGAUUGCUGAAAGUACAUGUAUUGCUUAUGUGAAGGAUUUGUACUGGUCUUCAAGGAAAUCCCCUUUAUUAUGUUUGCUUUAUUUUGCAAAUAGUAUUUUUCACUGCCGUAGCUUUUAUAUAUAUUGUAUGCUGACUGCUACCUUUGUUUUGUACAAGAAACUAAGCUAUCAAAUGUGUAAAGUCAGAUAUUUCGAGUUAUUCUUGCACUAGCUCUAUGCAAUUUGCUAGAAAAGUAUCCCAAAGAGUAAAAUAAAGGAACACAACUUGUUGUUUUA
Molecule: messenger RNA, 2219 nt
Organism: Betta splendens (Siamese fighting fish)
Lineage: Eukaryota; Metazoa; Chordata; Actinopteri; Anabantiformes; Osphronemidae
Product: transforming growth factor beta-1-induced transcript 1 protein-like
Exons: 12
Coding region: 246-1670 (474 amino acids)
Source: RefSeq, a predicted model, not a curated record